UACUGUAAGUGUUACUUUGGAGCGUGUCCUUGGAUUCACUGCAGUGAACAACUGUUCAGUUGCCUUCGAUUCGAAAAACUCCUGUAUUUAUUAUACGGCUGGGUAAUAUUGUCCAAAACAGUGACCGAUUUUAGAGUAGUAUUGGGCAUACAAUGCACAUUUUACCACCUUUGCUUUCUUUACUUCGUUGAUAGAUGUGUUAUUGUCGCGGAGUCAUGUGACAGUAAUAAGCAGUUUAUAAUACAGAGCCCAACAAGGAAGUCUAUAUGCUGUCUCGAUGUUAGCCAUGACGGGAAAUACAUUGUCACGGGCGAAUUAUUUGUUUACCUCCAGUCGGGACAUCAUCCCAUGGUGCGCAUUUGGAGCCGUGCCGACGGACGCCAGAUUGGAGAACUGGGCAGUCACCACUUUCGCAUCAGUUCCGUCCGAUUCAGUCCAGUUUCUGCGACGCACAUUGUCAGUGUGGGGUGUCAGGAGGACCAAACAAUCUGUGUGUGGGACCGCGUACAGCUUCGGAAGGUCGCCAGUGCUAAGGUCUCCGCACGGGUUAAUGCUGUGGCCUUCAAUGAUGAUGGCGAAUUUUUUGUCACCGUCGGAAUCCGCCACGUUCGAUUCUGGUACAUCGAUUUGAAAAGUCGCCCAAAGGUCAAAGAGACGCAGCCUCUUAAGGGUCGGAACGCCGUCUUGGGUGACAUGCUCCACAACACCUUCACGGACGUGUGCUGUGCUAAACCCGAGGAUCCCUUGAGAAAGGCAAGCGGAGAUCAUCAGGCGCUGACCCUCGUGCUCUCACAGACCGGUCAGUUGCUGCAGAUCAAUGAAAGCCGAUGCGUCACCAAGUGGGUCGAUCUUAAGGUUUCCAACGCGGGUUGCAUGGCCGUAUGUGGGCAGACGGUGGCCGUGGGUUGUUCUUCUGGAGUCUGCCUUCUCUUUUCCGCAAUUAGCCUCAGAUUUAUCGCCCGUGUACCUCUUCCCCAUCCUCUUGGCACGAGCAUAUUUAGCCCCAACUCCCAAAUCCCGUCGUUUGCCACCCCUUCAUCUGGUGACAGCGAGGAACCCCGCUACGCGGAGGUGACGGCCCUAAAACUCGACGUCGCCUCAGGCCACCUCAUCUGCAUGUACACCGACCACAGUCUCUAUUGCUGGGACGUAACAAACCUGAGGUCGAUCAGCCGCCGAUUCGCGCAUUUUUACCACAGCCGUCCCGUGUGCUGCAUUGCAGUGACCAGCCUCCUGCCUGGUUCCGCGUCGGACGUGACCGACGUGGGCCGGUGGGGUGCUCCGGGCAGCGCAGGGCCACCCGCGCACGUGGAAAUGUUCGCCACGUGCUCCGACGACGACACUGUCCGACUUUGGUCCUUCCCUGUUAAUAAAUCGACUCUCAAAUGCAAUGAACUCUUUUCCAAUGGAAUGGAGGACGUCAGCAUCCUCUACACCGACAGCAGCUACACCAACCUCUGUUCCGAUGACCGAACCUCCAGUGGUUUCGGACCGACUUACUUUGGCCAAGGUAGCAGCACACUGAAUCUUUCGGCACCGGGCAGCCCAGCCCUAGUGAGGUCCGGCUCCAGCCGAUGGAACAGCAACGUAAACAUCGUCGCAGCCGUAGCCUCACAGGGUCCUGUCGGCUUCGGUCUUCGAUGUGUCGCGAUUUCGCCUGAUGGGCGACACUUAGCCGUCGGCGACAGGGCUGGCCAACUGAGGAUCUAUGAUUUCAAUAGCUUCAAACUGCUGCACAGUAUUCGUGCCCACGAUGCGGAGAUCCUUUCAAUAUCGUACUUCGACUCUAAGCAAAUCCCUGGAAUGUCACUGUUGUGUACUUCGUCUCGCGACCGUGUAAUCCACGUGUUUGCUCCGAGGCAGGACUACUCGCGCGUGCAAACUCUGGCGGACCACUCGGGCAUCGUCAAUUCCGCCCUGUUUGUCGAGUGUGAAGAAAACAGGAAAAUUUACCUCAUCUCCUGCGGUGCCGACCGUUCCCUCCUCUUCCGAACUCUCACUUUGGACCCAGAAAGCCAGACAGCCCGGUUUGUGAUCGAUCAUCACAUCUCCGUAACGCAUUCUUACGCAUGCGCAACCGUGGUUGGCCCGUCUGCCCCCAACCUCGACGCGACCAGCCUAAAUGCCACGGCACCGUCGCGUCUGCGCCAGUACCUGGCUGUGGCCUGCCAGGACAGGCAGAUGCGACUCUACCGAGUAAAUAAAGCUCGACAGUUAUUCAAUUAUCGCGCCAGCACCUCCGAAGAUGGCGCACCCGUUUGCUGUGCUGCUGAUCCCACAAGCACGUUAGUAGCUACUGCAGGUUCGGACAAACAGAUCAACCUUUUCCACCUCUUCACUGGCGAGCACAUCGCCACGCUCAAUGGCCACGCGGACGUGGUGAUGAGCCUCCUCUUCUUGCCGGAUCUUCGACAUCUCGUCAGCGUGUCUUGCGAUUCCUGUGUCUUUGUGUGGCGCCUCGCUCCCGAGUUGACUGCGCUCAUGAUUGACAGGCAGCUGCGGGUUGCGGCUGCCUUGCCUGCUCGAGCUCCCAGUUUGGAGGCAUCUCCCACCAACGAGUGCCUUUCUUCCGCCGAUCCUUUGUCCUUUGUCCAGGUGGUGCGCGGCGGCGGCGGCGGCGGCGGCGGCGGUGCUGUUGCCACGCCUCACCUGGAAGGGGGUUACGCUAAGACAACGAGUGCUAGUGUUGGCGAAAAUCUAAAGGCUUCAACGCGCACGUUUUGCUACAACGAAAAUGAUCUUCCCUCCUGGGCCCGUGAAAAGCAUCUCUCCGAGUCUGACACCGAAUCAUCAGAUUGCCACACCGUACCCGGACGGAAAGUCAAGCGUUCCUUAACUGGAAGUCUGACCCCAGCCCCUGUUCGUACCCACAACGUAGCCAGAUCGAAUAGCGAGCGCUCAAAGCUAAAGUUAACAACGAAGCGCCAACGCAAUCGGACCAUCGGUGCAAGUCGCUGCGGUAGCCUUGGGCGCGGUUGCACCUACUUAGGACAUCGAUCUUCAAGCGUUUGUACUGAUGAAGACUCGGACAGCGCAGCCAUGACGUCCAGCGGGACCUUUCCUCGAUGGGCUUCGAGCGCAGUGAAUUUGGCCGAAGCGAGUCCCUUCGAGCCUCCUGUCGCGAAGGACGAUCAAACCAUCCCCUUGCGGGAGCCAACAUCUUGUCCCCAAAAUUUGGGUCCGUCAACCGAGUCAUCCACUACUGGUGCAGAUCGUCUCAACGAACUCCAAAUCAACAGCCUUCAAGGCGGCCGCCCUUCGUUUGACGACUACCACACGAAACUAAGUCGAGUCGAGGAAAUUUGUGACAACGAACUGGAAAAAAUGGUGAUUGGCGAACCUGGGCGACCGUCUUCGGCGAGGGCGAGCUGGCUGGAGUCGGACACCGGCGACGCUGCGACCCCGUUCUGCGGACCAAGCGAAAACCAUGGCGCGGCGCUUGGUCACAGGCCAUUAAUUCGGCGAAGGCUUCAAGAAGAGAGGCCUUUUGCAGUCAGUGAUGAUCCGAAAUCUGUUGCAUCAAAAGACCUCAAUUCCGGUCAUGGUGAACGUGACAGUCUUUCAGAAACCGAUGAUAAUAGCUCAUCGAACCUCUCAACCUCCACCUCAGACUCCCAAUCAGCCCUCAAUUUUUUGUCGAACGUCCGUGAAGCUCUAGACGCAGCUGCUGAUCACUUGGCUUCUAUCAAUGACAAAAAUGUCGUCUCCUUAAGUCGAGAAUUUUUCUUGACUGAGUUGGAUUGGCGGGUCGCGAGGCUGAGGAGCAUCCUUCACAUGGAGGCAGCCUUCUCCUCCGCCAGCUCCAACGUCCUGCGUUCCGAGGACCCCUCGCAGUUGGCCGUGGCAAAACUCGUCGAGCGCAUAAUGCCAAGCAUUCGAAGCGCGGUGGCAGAGACCCUGACACCAGGCACUGGCGAUGGCAACGAUCACAUGUCUCCUCGAGCUGGCGCCAUGGAGCUUUCAGUUGAACUACUUCCAGCAGACUGA
Mesocestoides corti is the source of this 3987-nucleotide messenger RNA. The record is from the annotation of a GenBank genome assembly. Lineage: Eukaryota; Metazoa; Platyhelminthes; Cestoda; Cyclophyllidea; Mesocestoididae.